Messenger RNA from Mirounga angustirostris (Northern elephant seal), 8140 nucleotides. RefSeq names its product zinc finger protein 84-like. The transcript has a single exon. The record is from RefSeq and is a predicted model, not a curated record. NCBI's taxonomy places the organism in Eukaryota, Metazoa, Chordata, Mammalia, Carnivora, Phocidae. Gene Ontology annotation, molecular function: RNA polymerase II cis-regulatory region sequence-specific DNA binding; DNA-binding transcription factor activity, RNA polymerase II-specific. Gene Ontology annotation, biological process: regulation of transcription by RNA polymerase II.
AACAAGAUGUGAGACUUUGAAAGUAACAUAGUUGGCCAUGAGGGGAUGACCCCUUCCAAAUGUGUUUUAACAAGGCUAAAACUUUAAAGGUCGUUACAGAUAAUUGGUAAUUACAGAAUCAUUAAUGUAAAUUAAGGUAAUUAGAGAAAUCAUUAAUGAAGCUCUCAUUUGCCUGGUGUUUCAAGGGAGAUGUGCACCUCUUUUUCUCUCUUUGGAUUGAUUCAUGUUCAGUAUAAUGUUUCCUGUGCAGCUUCCAGACCUCCUCCUCCUCUUCUACUUCCUCACUGGCAGUGCCCCUUCCUAUUUUCUCUGCAGCUCUUGUUUUCACCCCUUGUACCUGAUCAAGUGAUGUAACAAUUCUUCUAGUUAACACAGAAGCCUUUUAUCCUGGGAUCAGGUUUUUGGACUUCUGUGGGCCAUCUGAAAAUGUAUCAAAACAAGCUAAAAGGUGGGAAUGUUGACCAUAGUGUGGUGUCUAAAUAUAUUACAGCUUGUUGUCUGUUACAUGAAGAAUUAGAGAAGAAUCAGUAAGAGAGCUUAACUAUGCUUAUCUUUGAGUGAGAAGCCAAGGAUGCUUCAUUCUAACCUGCCUCUCCCAGAUACUUGUUCAAGACAUGUUGGCAUCUUUUUUUUGGUCAUUGUUUGCACCUGAUGGAUGGACUUUCUCCAUUCUCUGGGCAUCUUCAAAAGUCUCCAGAGUCACAGAGCAUGAAGCUUCAUCCUUGCCUAUUUCUAUGAGUGUGGUUUCAUUCAUUUUCAUGGCCUUAGGAAUACUAUUUAUACGCUGAUGAGCCCCAAAUUUCUGUCUCCAGCCCAGACCUUCUUUUAUCCACACACAUUCGCCUAGAUAUUUCAUUUCUGCACUUGGAGAUCUAAUAACUACUUCAAACGUCAUGUCACUCUUGGUUCCUCUUCUCACUUACACCACAAAUCCAGUCCAUUAGCAAGUGUAGUCUGUACUUUCUCCAUAUUAUAUCUGGGGGUCAUCCACUCCUUUCUAUAACUAUUGUUUCACCCAAGCCCCACAUCCAUUGUCUCUUGCCAAAGUUAUCAUAGUUUUCUUGAGAAUGCUCUCACUUCUUUACUCUUGCUUCUCUCUAUUCUCCAUAUAAUAGCCAGAUUUCUUGGUCUUUUUUUAUUAUUUAUUUUUAAAAAGUAAUAGAAGUCAGUUUUUCCAUCCUCUCACCCCCAAAAUUCAUGAAGACUAAAACAAACUUUAGAAACAUGCAGAUUUAUAACGAUAUCAGGUUCUGACAAUUAUCUGGGUAUGGAAGAUAAUUAAACCAUCAUAUGGAAAAAACAGUCUUCUGAGUUGGAGAAAAGAGGGAAGAUCUAAAGUAUAAUCCAAAAAAAUGCUGUUUGCCAUAGCAGGUCUUUACCAAUUUUCCCAAGCACAGUCCACAAUCCUAAAAAUAAUAUUUAUGUCACAAUACUUAAGACCUUGUUAGUGUGAUAACUGAUAUAUAUACACACAGGAUUAACUUCUUAAAGUGAAAAUCAGGACAUGUCAUCUCUCUCCCACUAUUACCUUGAAUGGCAUCCUGUUACUAUUAGUAUAAUAUCCAAAUUCCUCCUACAUGUGAGCAUUUCCUGACUCCUGCCUAAAUUUUUGCUUACCUUUUUAUGUAAAAAAAAAAUUUUUUUUUAAGAUUUUAUUUAUUUUUAUUUGAGAGAGAGAGAAUGAAAGACAGAGAGCACGAGAGGGAAGAGGGCAGAGGGAGAAGCAGACCCCCCGCCGAGCAGGGAGCCCGAUGCGGGACUCGAUCCCAGGACUCCAGGAUCAUGACCUGAGCCGAAGGCAGUCGCUUAACCAACUGAGCCACCCAGGCGCCCUUUAUGUAAAAAUCUUUUGAAGUAUAACAUACACACACAAAAAUAUAUAGAUACAAGGGUACAGCUCAGUUAAUUUUUACAGUCAGUAUGCUGUGUAACCAGCACUAGAUCAAUAGUACCAGAGUACUGCGCAGGAUACCAUUGUGUGAAUAUGAAACAAAUUAUCCCUUCUGCAUUCAGGCUGUUACAAGUUAUACUCCUACAUAUCUUUACAUAAAGGUUCUUUAUAUUCUUCUCCCUUUGAAAAUGUUAUUUCUGAAUAGUUUAGACUUAGUGAGAAAUCCCAAAAUUAAACACAGAUUUCUUACGUAUUCUUUUUUUUUUUUUAAAGGUUUUAUUCAUUUAUUUGAGAGAGAGGGAGAAUGAGGGGGGUGAGGGGCAGAGGGAGAAACAGACUCCCCGCGGAGCACAGCACCUGACUCAGGGCUCACUCCCAGGAUCCUGAGAUCAUCACCUGAGCCAAAGACAGAUGCUUAAUCGACUGAGCCACCCAGGCACCCCUUACAUAUUCUUUUUGUGGAUUUCCCUAAGUGGUAAUAUUUUACCACAUUUGCGUUAUCACAGUCUAUCCACCUAUUAUUCCAUUCACACACAUACACACAUCCUGUUUUUCUGAACUCUUUAUCCCUAAAUACUUAAGUGUGUAUUUCCUAGAAACAAGUUAAUUUUUUCAAGUGACCAAAAUUAAAAAAAAAAUCAAAAUCAGAAUAUUGAUAUCGAUACAGAACUAUUACCCAAUCUACAGAGCUUACUCAAAUUUUACUGAUUGUCUCAUUAAUAUUUUUUUAUAGUAAAUGGAAAAAAAUAUGUUUCUGGACCUUUCCUUAUUAUCUUGCUCAUUCUAUUGUGGGUACACUGGCUUUCACUCAAAAGUCAGAGCUCACUAAUUAUGACCCAAAUCCUUUAGGUAAGAAACCAUAUGGAUGCAAUAAAUGUGCAGUGAAUGCUUAUGAACCACUCAUGACCGUACUUCAGAGAACUCAUGCAGGAAAGAAAUCCCAUGAAUGCUGUGAUUGUAGGAAAGCCUUUCCCAGUAAGUUAAAGCUAAUUACUCAUCAACAGACUCACACAGGGGACAGAUCAUUUGGGUGCAGUCAAUGUCAAAAAGGCUUCAUUACAAAGUCAGCACUCAUCUGUCAUCAGAAAACUCAUCAUAGAGAAGGGAAAUCCUAUACAUGCAGUAAAUGUGGGAAAGCUUUUCCUUGGAAGUCAAAACUCACUUUACAUCAGAGAACUCAUUCAGGAGAGAGACCUUUCAGAUGCAGAGUAUGUGAUAAAGCCUUCAUGGUUCAGACACAUCUGACGGUACAUCAGAGAACUCACACAGGAGAGAAACCAUAUGAAUGCUCGGAUUGUGAGAAAGCCUUCUCAAAAAAGGCUCAGCUCAUAAUCCAUCAGUGAAUUCACACAGGAGAGAGACCAUAUGGAUGUAGUCAAUGUCAAAAAGCAUUCAUUACAAAGUCAGCACUCAUCUAUCAUCAGAAAACUCGUCAUAGAGAAGGGAAAUCCUAUACAUGCAGUAAAUGCAGGAAGGCUUUUCCUUGGAAGUCAAAACUCACUUUACAUCAGAGAACUCAUUCAGGAGAGAGACCUUUCAGAUGCAAAGUAUGUGAUAAAGCCUUCAUGGUUCGGACACAUCUCACUGUGCAUCAGAGAACUCACACAGGAGAGAAACCAUAUGAAUGCUCGGAUUGUGAGAAAGCUUUCUCAAAAAAGGCUCAACUCAUGAUUCAUCAGCUAAUUCACACAGGAGAGAGACCAUAUGGAUGUAGUCAAUGUCAGCAAGCCUUCAUCCAGAAGUCAGAUCUUACUAAUCAUAAGAAAACUCAGCAUGCAGUUGGGAAAUCUCAUGGAUGCAGUGAAUGUGGGAAGGUUUUGUCCUCUCAGUCAACUCUCAUUAUACAUCAGAGAACCCAUACAGGUGAGAAGCCCUUCAAAUGCAGUGUAUGUGAUAAAGCUUUCACAUCAAAGGCACAUCUUAUUGUCCAUCAGAGAAUUCAUACAGGAGAGAAACCAUAUGAAUGUUCAGAUUGUGAGAAAGCCUUCUCCACUAAGGCACAUCUUAUGAUUCAUCAGCGAAUUCACACAGGAGAGAGACCAUAUGGAUGCUAUGAAUGUCAACAGGCUUUCAUCCAGAAGUCAGGUCUCACUAGCCAUUUGCAAAAUUGUCAUGCGAGAGUGAAAUCUCAUGGAUGCAGUGAAUGUGGAAAGGUUUUGUCCUGUAAAUCAACUCUCAUUAUACAUCAGAGAACCCAUACAGGUGAGAAGCCUUUCAAAUGUGGUGUAUGUAAUAAAGCCUUUACAGCUAAAUCCUAUCUCACUGUACAUCAGAGAAUCCAUACAGGAGAGAAACGAUAUGAAUGCUGUGAUUGUAAGAAAGCAUUUGCUACUUUGUCAACUCUCAUUGGUCACUGGAGAACUCACACAGGAGAGAGGCCCUAUGGAUGCAAUGAAUGUCAAAAAGCCUUCUUUCGGAAGUCAGCUCUUACUAAUCAUCAGCAAACUCGUCAUAGAGGAAAAUUCUCUAUGCAAUGACUGUAGAAAUGUGAGAAAUAGUUUUUGAAUAGUCCUAUCUGUUCAGAGAACUCAUGUAAAAUAGAAAUGCCAUGAAUGCUGUGAUUAUAGUAGACCUUUCUGGAACUUCUAUAGGAAAUAAACCUUAUAGAUGCAAUGAAAGUUGUAAGCCUUUCAUCUGAAGACUCCUCCCAGUAUACCACAGGGAUCUCGCCAAAAGAGAGCAACAUUGUAAAUGCAGUGAUUGUCAAAAAUUUCAUUUGAAAGUCACAGGCUAUGCGUUUAGGAGGCAACACCUGUGAAUGCAGUGAAAGUGGGAAAUCAUUCUUUUCAAAUCACAUUUGUUAUACAUUAGGGUAUUCAUUAAGGGAGGGACCCUGCCGUUGCAGUAAGUGCAGAAAAGCCAAGAAAAAUCACAUCUCAUUGUACAUAAAAAUUUCAUGAAUUUUGUGAUAAUGAUAGCAUUCUCCAGAAAGUCAAAACUCUUUGACCAUCUUGUACAGGAGAGAGAUCCUGCAGAUGCUAUGAAUGUGGUACAGUCUUCCCAAUUAAUGCAUAUCUUCCUUACAUCAGCAAACUCAAGUAGGAGGAAACCCCUAUUUAGUGUAGUAAACGUAGUAAAGCCUUCAUCUACAUGUCAAAGCCACUAAUUAUCUGCAAAAUCAUAUAAUAGGUAAAUCCUUUGGCCACAAAACUCAUCGCAUAUCAAGAAAGAAAUGUCAUUAAUUGCAGUGAUUAUCUACAAUGCUUUAUUUACAAUUCAGAGCCUUUUAAAGUAAUUUCAUAUUUUAUUGAACAGAUUGUUUCAUGUUUUCUGAAAUGUAAAACAAAAAUAGGACUUUAAGAAUGUAGAAUAGUAAAGGGGGUGAAGUAUAUUCACACAUUUAGUGAGCUGGAAACUAGAAAGGUAUAUAAUACUCUGAGUUGGAAUCAGAGGGAAAACCUGUUCAGGACUGAAGGGAGGUCCUUGGUUUCUUAUUACAAAAAUCUCCCAUUGACUAAAGGCCAUACAAAUAAAAAUGUCAGUUUAUGAAAAAAACUCCGAAUUGCAUAAAACCCCAUUUGGCAAGAGAAAUGGCCAGGGUAAAAGGAUGUGGGCUCUGGGGGCAGCUAGUCUGCAACAGGGAUGUGGAGGGAGGACGCAGCUCACGUCCAGGACCUGUAGGUAGGAGCAGGCUGGGAAGAAGUCCAGAGGCAGAGGUUAGUGCACUCACCCAAAGCCCUUGCUUUCCAGUCAGAGUUUCUAGGAUGCUGAUGCUUUCCUCAAACAAGGUACAAUUCGGAGCUUUUAAUUGCUCUCUAAUUCACGUAGCAGAGAGAUCCUAUUCUCAGAUAAGGGAACAAUUUCUAGGUUCAGUAAAGUUAUAAAAUCCUUAAGGAAUCAUAUCAUAUAGAAAUAUAGUGAUUAUAGUCACUAAAAAUGCUUUCUAUGGAGGAUUUGAUGUCAUUAAACAUCAUAAGCUCUUUAAAAAAAAUAGAAAUUGCUCUACACAGAGCAGUGAAUGUGGCAAAAGCAUCAGUGAUUAAUUAUGUUUUAUUUUUGUAUUUCUGGAUUUAUUUCUUCACAUCUGACCAUAUCUUCAAUUGUGAUGCAUGUUAUAGUCAAUGGAAUGUCCUCAUUUAGUUGUUACAGCUUUUCUACAUUUGAUGGCAUUUUAGAUCUGGGCAAUUAGCUAAACUUGGAAACCAUGUAUAGAAUGAAAUUAUUUUGUAAGGGCUUAACAUAAUUGUUUUAGAAAGGAUUCCAGAGAAUAUUCUACCAAAAAUAUUAGACAUUUUCCCUGCAAAUAUGAUGCCGUUUGAAUAUAUAAAAAAAUAAUAAGUUGACUAGUGACAAAGGUUUGUAGGGGUUAUAUUGUAGACUAUACUAUAUGACAUGGACUUUAUGUAUUUGACUUUAUUAUUUUUUGGAAUUACAUGAAGGAACAUAAUUUUUAGGGUUUAAUAAAUUCUCAGCAUAGACAUAGAACAUUAUGUAAUAAAAUCUCAUGUAAAUAGGAAUGUUCUAUUUCCUUAUAAAUCAGAAUAUCUUGUAAUAUAUAAUUUAACUCAAUAAGAAUUCUAAAGAAUUAGACUGUAAGUUUGCUCUCCUUAUUUUUGCUGUCUUUCAUAGUGUUUCUGCCAAGUGUGAUGAACUAUUACUACUUGAAACCUCCAGUAUUCUAGAGCCUUAUUUCUUAGAUAUCCAAAAGUGAUAAAAGAUUUACAUGGAAUAUUAAAAACUAAGCAACGUAUGAGAUGAAGGGGGUUGAAAAGACUUGUGUUCAUGUAUAGUUAUUGCAAGUGCUGUAUAAUGCAGGAACUUUGGAUUUAUUAUGAAAACAUGUCCUUGGGCACUAGAAACAUUUUCUCUCUUAGCAUUUCCUAAAAUGCCCAGUAUUUACUAAUAUUAAGGACAACAUCGCAGAAAUUGGAAUUCUUGAACAUAGCUGGAAUGGAAAGUGGUUCAGUUGCUGUGGAAAACAAUUUGGCAGUUCCUUUAAAAAGUUAGCUAUAGAAUUACUAAAUGACCCCGGAAUUCCACUCCCAGCUAAAUAUUCAACAAAACUGAAAGCAGGUACUUCAGUACUUCUACAUGAAUGUUCACAGCAGCACUGUUCACAAUAACCAAAAGGUGGAAAUAAUCCAAGUGUCCUGGGGCGCCUGGGUGACUCAGUUGGUUAAGCAACUGCCUUCGGCUCAGGUCAUGAUCCCAGGGUCCUGGGAUUGAGUCCCGCAUCGGGCUCCCUGCUCGGCAGGGAGUCUGCUUCUCCCUCUGACCCUCCCCCCUCUCAUGCUCUCUCUCUAUCUCAUUCUCUCUCAAAUAAACAAAAUCUUAAAAAAUAAAUAAAUAAAUAAAUAAAAUCUUAAAAAAAAAAAAAAGAAAUAAUCCAAGUGUCCACCAGUGGAUGAAUGGAUAAACAAAAUGUGGUAUGUGUAUGUAUAUACAUGUAUACACAUACGUAUACAUAAUGGAAUAUUGAUUACCCAUACAAGGGAAGUGUUGUUGAAUGUUAUAACAUAAGCCUCAGAAACAUGGUAAGUGAAAGAAGUCCGACACAAAGGACCAUAUAUUGUGUGAAAUGUGCAGAAUAGGUAAAUCUAUAGAGACAGACGGCAAAUUGGUGGAUUCUAGGGCCUGAGGAGAAGAGAGCAUGGAGACUGAUUGAUUAAUGGUUAUGGAUUUAUUUGUUUUUUUAGAAUGAUGAAAAUGGGAACUAGGUAGAGGUGGUAGUUGCAUGACAUUGUGAAUAUAGUAAAUAUCACUGGACUGUAUACUCUGAAAUGCUAAUUUUAUAUUAUGUGUAUUUUUACAUCAAUAAAAAAUAUACUUGAAAAAAGUACUAUUGCAAAAAUUGUUGAUUUUUAUCUGUAUCUUGAGUGCCAGGGUUCUUGCAAUGAUAAUGUAAGAUUAAAUGAUAAAAAUAUUAAUGAUAAUUAAUGAAAAAAUAACUGCUUAGCAAAACAGAUGUAAAUAUAUCUUCUUCAACUUAAUAGAUAUUAGCUACCAAAGCUUGACAGCUAACUUCACGUUGAAUGAUAAAACUUGAGAGAUGUUCCCUAGUUGUUUGGCAGUGAGGUCUGCUGCAACUUCUCUCCUGAGCUGGAGAGACUUUCCCAGAUGUUGUAUUCAUGGGAAUCAUGACUGGGGCCAAUGUUUAUAUGGUACUUCUCCUACAUGGACACCACCAUAGAGUGAGGGAUAUUCACACCCUCAGAAAUGCCCACAAAUUCUCUCCAGAGGCAAAAGCCACUGAAACAAUCCUGCUUCUAGCGAGCAUCUUCAUUUUUUUCUUUACUUCACCAAUUCUGU